UUUAAUUAAAGCCGCCUAAUCGGCGUGUUACUGCAUGCCGCGCCUCUUACCGGCGUGGCAGCCGCCUUGCCGGCCGGCAAUGCGGAGCAACUAUUUGCUUGGCACUCGCCGCUGGGCAGUGUCACUCGCUGAUCAUUGCGGCUUACAUGGAGCUGCUGCAUAUCGCGGCCGUUCUGCUGCUGCCGCCGCCUCGUCGCAGCCAUUCUCGGCUGCGCAAUCCAACGAUGCUUCUGACCUCGGACCAGAGCUCAUGAGAUGGUUGCAACUGAACGGCGGUCGAGUAGAUGGAGUAACUCUUGCUAACCUCGCCGGUCGUGACGGGGCCUCCGGUUGGGGACUUCAAGCAUCGCAAGACCUUGAGCCUGGCCGGCGGCUGAUUGUGCUUCCGGCGGCAUGCCAUUUGACCUACGGAGCGAAGGAUGAUCCACGAUUGCUGGCGCUCAUUGAAAAAGUUCCAAACGAGUUAUGGGGAGCGAAGCUCGCAUUGCAGCUGCUUUCUCAGCGCCUACGAGGAGCAGACUCCCUUUUCGCUGCCUACAUUUCCAACCUUCCCAGGGGCAUCCCCGGCAUUCCCAUGUUUUUCAGCAAGCGGGCUCUGGACCUGAUCGACUACCCGCCAGUCACACAGCAGGUGCAGAAACGGUGCAGGUGGCUCCACACCUUCAGCCAGCAGGUAAUGGCCAAACUGCCGGGCUCUCCGGAAGACCCCUUCGGCGGUGUUACGGUUGACAUCAAUGCACUCGGCUGGGCACUGGCCUGUGUGACCUCCCGCGCCUUCCGCACCCGCGGCCCUGCACAUCCCGCCGCCAUGCUACCCCUGAUCGACAUGGCCAACCACACGUUUACACCCAAUGCGGAGGUUCUGCCCCUCCCGGGCGGAGAUAUGGGGCUGUUUGCCAAGUCCAAGGUGGCCACUGGGGAGCCUUUACUAUUGUCGUACGGGAAGUUGAACAACGACUUCCUCUUCAUGGACUACGGCUUCAUCGUGCCGGACAACCCGUACGACACAGUACAACUCAGAUUCGAUAUUGGCUUAAUGCAGGCGGGCUGCCUGGUGGCGAAUGUGACAGACGCCGAGGGGCCCCCCCGGGACCUCGUCAUCACCCCUUGGCGCCAGGAGCUGCUGACGGAACUCGGACUGGCGGGCGCCGCCGCCACCCUGGAGCUCAACCUUGGAGGCCCCGACUUGCUCGACCCCCGACUGCUGGCCGCGGCUCGUGUGAUGGUGGCGCGUCAGGCUGGUGAAGUGGCAGGACGAGGAGGCGCCGAGCGCCUGUGCGCCAUUGACUGCCCGCUCAGUCGCGAGAAUGAGACAGCCGCGUUGAGAGUUGUCGGGGGAGUGAUUGCGGUGGCGCUGUCUACCUUCCGGCGAACUUUGGACCAGGACUUGGCCUUGCUUGCCGGCCAGGUGCCUCCCUCGACGGAGGCGGAUGGCAACCAGCGCCAGGACCUGGCUCCUUUGGAAACCGCGGACGAGAUGUUGGCGGUUCGGUUUUGUGUGGAAAAGAAACGUAUUCUGAGCCGCAGCCUGCAGCGGGUGGCUGCGUUGGCGGAGGCUGUUAAGGGAAAUGGUGAGCUGCGGCAGUCUACUGGGAUGUCGAUGGCGAAGAAGGGUUCAAAGCCCGCCCCCGCGACUAACAAAGGCUUCGGACAGAAGAAAUGAAGUCGGAAGCAGGCAGGAUGUUUGUUGCAGAAUGGUCGGGUGUUGUAAGUCUUUUUGAACUUAGGGUUGGUGCAUCGAUUGUGUUCGACAAUUAUGAAAUAGCAGUGAUGUACCCUAAGUUAUUAUUACUUGUCACCGUAUUGUGCAACUGUAGAGGUUCUGUUCUGAUAUAUAGGACCUUUGCUCACCUCCGCAAUGUCGUUUGUUGUGCGCGUGCGGUUGGUGAUAUAAUGCUACCGGCUGAUUCUGGCGUAGAUAAGAUAUUGUCAUGUAAAAUUUUCUAUCA
Volvox carteri f. nagariensis is the source of this 1949-nucleotide messenger RNA. RefSeq lists its product as uncharacterized. Gene Ontology annotation, biological process: peptidyl-lysine monomethylation. Gene Ontology annotation, molecular function: protein binding; protein-lysine N-methyltransferase activity. The record is from RefSeq and is a predicted model, not a curated record. The transcript is spliced from 4 exons. NCBI's taxonomy places the organism in Eukaryota, Viridiplantae, Chlorophyta, Chlorophyceae, Chlamydomonadales, Volvocaceae. Bases 35 to 1663 code for a protein of 542 amino acids.